CAAGAAGAAGAAAAUGGCCCAGUUGCUUUUGAGUUCGUCGGCGCAGUCUUCUCUCCUUAAUGUCAGACCCAGACUCCCCUCGUUCAAGAACUCCUCUGCUUCACCGAUCCGAAGUAUCGCCUUCACUAAUUCCAACGGUUUUCAUCCUUUAGCGUUCAAAUCUGGUAACCAAAGACUCACCCUCAGUGCGGAUUCGACCAAGACGAUCACUACUUUUACUGUCAACUGCGUUGAUUCGGGAGCCAAAGCUGUUGAAGUUGAACCUGCGAUCGGGGGAGGAGGUGGUGGUGGAAUUGGAGGGGACAAGUUUGGUGGCGGUGGGGGAGGCGGCGAUGAUAAUGGCGAAGGAGAAGACGGCGGCGAGGAGGAGAGUGGUGGAAAGACGCCUUUGUCUAUGUCGCAGAAGUUGACUCUUGGUUACGCUUUCCUUGUCGGAGUUGGUGGGCUGAUGGGUUAUCUGAAGAGCGGUAGCCAGAAAUCGCUGCUUGCGGGUGGACUUUCAGCUGCUGUUCUGCUCUUUGUCUUCCGUGAGCUCCCGACUAAACCUGUUCUUGCUUCGACCAUUGGUGUAGUGAUGGCGGGUGCAUUAACUUGGGUGAUGGGAACUCGGUACAUGGGUUCCAAGAAGAUAUUUCCGGCUGGAGUCGUGUCCUUCAUGUCUUUCAUUAUGACUGGAGGAUACAUACAUGGCAUCAUGCGCAGCCUUCACUAAGCAGCAGCCACAGCAUCACUUCGCUUUGCAGUGUGUCUGAACGUUUUCUCGGGCUUAAUUUGGACCCUGAUUUUGUUUGUUUUCUGGAUGUAAAACAGCUUCAUACUUUUUGUUUUAAUCGUAACCCCAGAAAAAAAAGCUUACCUAAUGUUUACAUUCCUUAUUUCUUCUUUAUUCUCAUGGAUUUAGUGGCCAGAAUCCAAACUCAAAUAGCUUUCUUUUACUCAUUAAUUUUUUUCUUAAAAAUCCUGAUUUCACUGAAGAUACUGCAAAAACUUAAAAUCUACAAAAGAUCAACUCCUUUAUUUUGUUUUCAGAUAAGCUCUAUUUACACAAGGCUUCACUCUUUUUCUGUUCAUCCCUCCUCCCAGAUCCUAGAACCCCCUGAUCAUUACGAAGCUCUUGGGAGGUGCCUUUGUUAGAGAUGUACCUGAAGUCACCUACAAGUUCUUCUGUAUUUCUAAGAGUAAUAAUUGUCAGUUGCUCCCUCAGACGCCCGCUCAGGUUGUGAAUAAGGAGCAUUAUAUUGUUGGAUUAUAAUUGGUUGGUCCGUAAUGGAUAACGGUAAAAAACGUAUACGUUUGAUGUAAGUUUAGAGUGAACCUUUGGAGCGUGGUGGGAUGCAGUCGCGGAGGCAAUGAAAGAUUACUGGCUCAGUUGAUCCCACUAUUUUUUAAAUAUAUUUGUUUUUGUUUAAUUUUUUUUUAUUGACACCAUUGGAAAAUAAAAUUUGUCUCCACAAAAUUAU
Eruca vesicaria subsp. sativa (arugula) is the source of this 1460-nucleotide messenger RNA. Lineage: Eukaryota; Viridiplantae; Streptophyta; Magnoliopsida; Brassicales; Brassicaceae. The record is from the annotation of a GenBank genome assembly.